Messenger RNA from Ruditapes philippinarum (Manila clam), 2507 nucleotides. Its product is annotated as sodium/hydrogen exchanger 9B2-like. Gene Ontology annotation, molecular function: antiporter activity. Lineage: Eukaryota; Metazoa; Mollusca; Bivalvia; Venerida; Veneridae. The record is from RefSeq and is a predicted model, not a curated record. The transcript has 12 exons. Gene Ontology annotation, cellular component: membrane. Gene Ontology annotation, biological process: proton transmembrane transport. The coding region runs from base 239 to 1894 and encodes 551 amino acids.
UACAAAAUGACCGACUAAAUAUAAACAGUAUGUUGAUUUCCAUUAAACACUUUAAAAUGGAUCAAGUGUACACAACGUGUUGUUUUGGUUUACUCUGUGUCAGCUACAGUAAUUCAGCUAUUGAUUGAUAGUUAUUUUACAUGAUAUAUGAUUUUGAUACUUGCAUAUGAAAGGUGUUAUCUUUCUAACGGUGUUCAAUAGAAUUUCUGCUCUGCAAAUAUAUCCUAAGGUGUGAAGUAUGUCGACACCAGAGACAGAUCUAGAUGUUGAGUUAAAGAUGAUGGCUGAUGGAUCAUUAUCUGAACAGAACAACACUGCCAAUGGGACAACAGCAGAAACAUCAGAACAGUCAAAAAAAUGUCUUGCCCUUCGUGCUUUCUGCCAUAGUUGUACAAAACCUGUUAGAACAAAAUAUAAUCCCCUGCCACAUGAAGCAACACUUGGAGAGAAAUUUUGUUACACCUUUAUGUGUCCGCCACAUGGAAGGAUUGCAAAGUAUAUUAUGUUUGUAGUGAUGUUCUUUGUGUCCUGGGCUGUAAUGAUGUCAUUGACAGGAUCAGGGGGACUACCUGGUGGAAAUUUCUUCUCUCUUGUUAUCAUGUUCUUUGCUUGUGUCGUAGGAGGAUACCUGGUUGUUUACGUGAAGCUACCACCUUUAUUAGGAAUGUUGAUCAUUGGUUGUUUGUUACGUAAUGUACCUGGUAUCAGCAUUGUUGGUGAAAACUUGGAUAAAUCUUGGUCUGCAGCAUUAAGACAGAUAGCAUUAACCGUGAUACUGAUAAGGGCAGGUCUUGGUUUGGAUCCACAGGCAUUAAUGAAGUUGUCAUGGGCAGUUCUCAGGUUGGCUUUCUCUCCAUGCUUGGCCGAGUGCCUGGCUGAGGCGGUCGCUGCCCAUUUUCUACUUGGGUUUCCAUGGAUAUGGGGUAUAAUGCUUGGGUUUGUAUUAGCAGCAGUAUCGCCUGCUGUUGUGGUACCAUCACUAUUAGGUUUGUCAGAUAGAGGUUAUGGUAUAGACAAGGGUAUACCAACACUUGUUAUAGCUGCAGCUAGUGUUGAUGAUGUGUUAGCUAUCACAGGAUUUGGUGUAUCACUGGGCAUUGCAUUCUCUACUGGUGAUCUUGCAUUGUCUAUAGUUAAGGGCCCACUUGAGGCAAUAAGUGGUGUGGUUUAUGGUAUAGUUGGAGGCAUUCUUAUCUGGUACAUUCCUAAUAGAGCAAGUCGUCAUGUUGUUUUGUACCGAUCAUUCCUGUUGUUUGGGUUGGGACUUAUGGCAACAUUUGGUAGCAAUGCCCUCCAUUUCUCUGGUGCUGGUCCCCUUGGUUGCCUCACUCUUGCUUUUGUUGCCGGGUUCAAGUGGAAGAAAGAAGAUUGGUCAGCAGAGGGUGGUGAGCCAAUGAAAGAUAUAGUUUCUAUAUUGUGGAUGAUUUUCCAACCAUUACUGUUUGGUUUGAUUGGAGCAGAAAUUGAUGUUCUAAAAAUAGAUGUAGGAACUGUAGGUUUGGGUUUGGCCACACUAGGUAUAGGACUUGCCAUUAGAUUAGUGGUAUCAUUUUUCUCAGUUUUUGGAACAGAUCUCAACAUACGUGAACGACUGUUUAUACCUAUUGCCUGGUUCCCUAAAGCCACAGUUCAGGCUGCUAUAGGAGCAGUGGCAUUGGAUACAGCACGUAAGAUGAACAACGUGGAGGGUGAAGAUUAUGGUAAACAGAUUCUGACACUAGCAGUACUCAGUAUUAUUAUAACAGCCCCUAUUGGAGCAGCUGCUAUAGCAAUAGCAGGACCAAUGUUGUUAGAACAAUCUACAAGAGAGGAAGAACUGAUCUACACAGCAGACGACAAUCAAACAGAGGAACAAGGUAAACUUUUACAAGAAGGAAAUGGGAAAGAAGUCUGAAGUUGGGAUAAAGGAACAAGAUAAAGUGAAGAGGUUCUAGUCAAGUUAUUAUCAGGUCAUCAUGGUCAUACCCCAUACCAGUAUUUUAAACAAGGGAUGGUGGUAUAUGAUAGGUUUAUAUUGAAGGCAAACUUGGAAAGACAGGUGUCAUUAGUUGUUGGUCAUAAAAGAAGAGACAAAUCUCAAAUUAUCAGCUGGAAAAUAUGAAUGAACAAAAUAUAUUAUUUUCUAUCUAAACCUUGGUAGGAUGUGGAAAAAGAUUGCAGUUAAAAAUGAACAUAAUUUCUAGUACAUUUACUAGCAUAGAACUUAAUUUGUAGAACUAAAACUAAGUUCCAGCAAAUCAAGUAGGACUACUGAUAUACUUAAACUUAAUGUAAUUGGUGAUAUGUUAAAUACAAAACGUAUAAGAAAAUGUUCACACCUUCAAUAAUGAAUGAUAAGUAAUGUUUUAAGACUUAUUCAAGAUUGUAAACAACAAUCAACUUAUUAUAGAGAUAGAUUGAUGGGACAAGUGAUAUUUUGUUACAUGUUUUUGUAUAAUAUUAUAUCUUUUACACAUUGUAUUUUUAGAUGUCUACAACAAAUUUUUAUCAAUAAAUGAACAAUAUUC